CGAACCGAAGCAGGGGCACGAAAAAUACCAUCUUGUUGUCAAUGCUCUUGCAUCGACGUCCGACCAAUUGGUGGCCAUCUAAGAUGUCCAGGUUUAGAUGGCAGUGGUCUAUUGCGAUCAUCUUCAGUAUUGACAUACUUGCAGAUGCAAUACGUAUUACUUCCAAGCCCGAAGACAUCACCAAAGUGCUGCAAGGGACGUUGAACUAUAAUGUGAGCUGGUACUGGAACAUUACACCACCGGCUACGAUAUCUCUUCGUGUGGCUGAUAUUCUUGUCAAGGGUGUUAAGAUUGGGGCAUUGGCCGACGGAUCCCCUCCAACUCCAGUAGUUUUCACCGAUUUUAAAUCUCGGUACAGCCUCAGUACAGCGACGUUCAACCCCAUAACACUUACCAUUAAAGAUGUCCAGCCUCAAGAUGCUGGGGAGUAUGCGAUGAUCUUGUCAGAUAAUGGCGGAGAAACUACCUUCGAGGCGUCAAAAUUUACCCUGGAUGUAUUGGUUCCCCCUAGUGUCACUCAUGCAAACAUAACGGUCAACAAGACAAACACCGCAGUACUCAUGUGCAGCGCCACAGGGAACCCAACACCUAACGUGACCUGGACCAGGAGCGGAAAAGAGGAUGUUCUGGGGACUGGGGAGACUCUUACCUUCAGCGAUGUCAAGAUAUCGGACGGGGGGUGCUACGUGUGUACCGCCACUAAUAACAUCGGGAGUGGAGCAAGUGGUACCGUCUGUCUUACCGUGCCAUAUAAGCCAGUGCACACAAACAUCACGGGAGUGGAAAGCUACAACGUUCGUCAAUGUGGAGCUGCGAUUUCCUUGACCUGUUCAGCGGUUGGUGAACCACAACUGAUUAUCUACCACCUCUACAUGGACAAUCUACUGAUCAGAAAAAACAUUAACGGGAUGUUUCACAAUAUUCUAUUAGAUUCAGUAGGGAUUCAUCUCCUCACCUGUGUUCCGAUUAAUGACGCUGGAGUUGGAGAAAACAGAUCUGUGAGCAUGAACGUGACCGAAAAAUUACCGACAAUUUCUAUAACACCUUUACGAGCUACAGUAAAUGAGGGGUCAGUGGUUGUGUUUACGUGUUUAGCGAUUGGCUUCCAGAGCUUCAAGAACUUCUGGAAAAAGGAUGGUGUUUUCAAGGGCGAUGGGAGCUCUCUCACGUUAUCAUCUGUCGGGACGGAUGACAGAGGCAACUACACCUGUAACGUCACUAGUACAUGUGGGACGACGAUGAAAACGGCCUCACUAGAUGUCAUUUACAAACCAGAAAACACGACCCUUGUGUCCAAUUCCACCCUCGGAUGCGUUGGCGACAUUGUCCUGUUGACCUGCUCUGCUGACGGCAAACCCUCCGACGUGACGCACUCUCUUGCCUUGGAUGGAGAGCAUCUACACGCGAGUGAGGCUGGUAUUUUUCUAGUUACCCUGGAGAGGCCUGGCUGGAAUAACUUUACUUGCAUUCCUAGCAAUACCGCAGGGAAGGGGGAGGAAGCAGAUAUCAGCAUUUUCGCAUCAGUGCCUCCGUUGGUUGCAAAGUUUCCCUCAAGCGAGGUUACGAUUAUGGAGGGCCAUCCAUCCAAGUUAAUGUGUAACGUCACUGGCUCACCAGUUCCAAACGCGACUUGGUACAAACAAGGCUUUGAAGGAUGGUAUCACAGUGGGCCGAUGCUUGUUCUGUCAAAGAAAAACGACGCAGGCAGCUACAGAUGUAUUGCGACUAAUGAAGCUGUCUGCAAGAACACGUCUACCUCAGAUUGGAUCAAUGUCACUUUCAAAUACAAACCAGAAAACACGACCCUUGUGUCCAAUUUCACCCUCGGAUGCGUUGGCGACAUUGUCCUGUUGACCUGCUCUGCUGACGGCAAACCCUCCGACGUGACGCACUCUCUUGCCUUGGAUGAAGAGCAUCUACACGCGAGUGAGGCUGGUAUUUUUCUAGUUACCCUGGAGAGGCCUGGCUGGAAUAACUUCACUUGCAUUCCUAGCAAUACCGCGGGGAAGGGGGAGGAAGCAGAUAUUAGCAUUUUCGCAUCAGUGCCUCCGUUGGUUGCCGAGUUUCCCUCAAGCGAGGUUACGAUUAUGGAGGGCCAUCCAGCCAAGUUAAUGUGUAACGUCACUGGCUCACCAGUUCCAAACGCGACUUGGUACAAACAAGGCUUUGAAGGAUGGUAUCACAGUGGGCCGAUGCUUGUUCUGUCAAAGAAAAACGACGCAGGCAGCUACAGAUGUAUUGCGACUAAUGAAGCUGUCUGCAAGAACACGUCUACCUCACAUUGGAUCAAUGUCACUUACAAAUAUAUAAGGUUUAUCAAGCCUCUUCAAUUAUGCCCUAAAAAGGGGACUUCAAGUGUCAACAUCACCAUGGAAACAGACCUUGAUGAAAGCCCGGAUUUUACGUGCAGCACCGGUAGAGCCUCGAUCGUCAGCUUUCCAAACAGCCAACAGGGACGCAAGAAUGCCACAUACGCGAUCGGUGUUAAACACGGAGAAAACGUCACAUGCUGGGUCGACGAUUAUCCCCAAGAGAAGGUCAUCUUCUACUUGGGUAAAGUCACGAAGACCGUCAUGUCUUUCAAGAUACUAAACAGAGAGAUUAUGAUUGUGGAUGGAAGACGUAACGUGAGCUCCGCAGAUUGGCGGAAUAUAAACCAAUUGGUUGUCGACACACUGGAUUCUUGCCUGCGCGACUUCAAUAUCACAUUCAGGUCUGGAAGUGUCGUAGUCGAUGUGAUGUACACUCUAAUGGGUAAUGUGUUAGAUCCACCUGCAUUCUUUAAGCAACAGUUACUCGAACAUGCCACAAAAUACAACUUCAACAUUGACCCUGGUAGCAUUCAAUCGCUGCAAUCGGUACCUGAUCCGUUUCCCACAAUAGAUGACGUCAUACCUACGCAAGACGGCAUAACAGUCACGUGGUUGAACCCAUCUAGUGAAGUCCAGUGCACGAUGCGUGCUAGGGUCCUAGCUGGGAGGUCACGUGACUGGGUGACGUCGUCAGGCUCUAGUAGUUCAGCCUCGCUGUCGUGCGUGUUGGAUGAUCUUGAGCCUGACACUCUGUACGAGGUGGAGGUCACCGUGUCGGUGCGGGGAGACACGAGGCGUGACACGGUGUACAUCAGGACCACCCCCAAAGCCGUCAAGAUUGGGGGCCAGGACUCGGCCAUUGUUGGUCUCGCUGUGGUGGUCGCCAUCUUGGUCUUGGUCAUCAUUGGGCUGAUAGCCUACGUCAUGUGGCUAAAACGAGCAGGAAAAAAGUCAAAAAGAGACAGAACUCUCGAGCAUGCUGAUAACACAGGCUUCUCACCUGAACAAAUACCAAUGCAAGGGACUUCGUUUAACUACCAAGCACAGAAUAAAGCCAUGGAAUACCAGGUAGCUCAGGAUGCCAUGCGUGACAACAUCCCAAACUACGAGGACGUCACGCAAGGGGGAAAUUUCACGCAACACGCCUCGGAGGACACAACACCACGUGGUCAUCAUUCUGUGGCCAAUGAGCAGAGUGCAACCGUAACGCAAGGGGACAAUAUCACGCAAUACGGAGCCAUGGGUGGGUUUCCGUCACGUGAUUCUGACAUUCUGGCCAAUCAGCAAAAUAAUGCCAUCGUUGGCACGACAGGCAAGGUGGCAACUAACAACGCUUGUCACAAAGGCGAGGCAAGCUUUGAGAACAUAAGAAAACGAGGUUUACCACCAACAGUAUACCAAUCUCUGCAGACAAUAAAACAACAGAGCGAGAAUGCGCAGUACGCCUCGUUGAAUCUUGGGACACGCAUAGCGACCAUGCCUGGUGAUAGGGACGAGAGGGGAGUGGGUUCAUUGAAAAGUGGGAGUGAGUACCAGGAGUUGGACAGAGCUGCCGUCUCGUAUUCGGGUUAUGAGCAGAUUGGCCCGAAUAAAACAACAAGCACGUUACAUAAACAAUAAAUUAUAAUUGAUAGAGACGUUUGCUUAUCCGAGUGUAUAGAUUUAUGUUAAUGUUAAUGUUAUAUGUUGUAUGUCGGUACAGUUGCCGCCAUUCUGGUAGCUUUUAGUCCCAGUACCUCCUAUUUUGUAAAUACUGGCGAAAUCCACGAGGUGAAACUCGCUAGGAAUUGAUUGCUACCAUAAUUUCCUUAAUUGGAGGAGGGGAGGCUUAUUGGGAAUGAGUUGCUUAUCUCAUUUUGGCAAAACAUGCCAGGAUUCGAUUGAGAUGACAACCCGGGUGCUGGGUGCUAAUGGUCAUCUAUGAGGGGGAGGGAGGGUGUUUGAGGGUCGGUUUUAAGAGGAACAGAGUGAGGGAAGCCGAUAAUAUGUAGGGCUUAUAACAAGAACCAUGAAUAUACACAUAUUUAGGGAACACAAAUAAAUAUUAUGAUCGUGCUA
Nematostella vectensis (starlet sea anemone) is the source of this 4370-nucleotide messenger RNA. RefSeq names its product hemicentin-2. Gene Ontology annotation, molecular function: protein binding. NCBI's taxonomy places the organism in Eukaryota, Metazoa, Cnidaria, Anthozoa, Actiniaria, Edwardsiidae. Bases 42 to 3932 code for a protein of 1296 amino acids. Gene Ontology annotation, cellular component: plasma membrane. The record is from RefSeq and is a predicted model, not a curated record. The transcript has 18 exons.